Pundamilia nyererei is the source of this 478-nucleotide messenger RNA. Its product is annotated as retinal guanylyl cyclase 2-like. The transcript has 2 exons. Lineage: Eukaryota; Metazoa; Chordata; Actinopteri; Cichliformes; Cichlidae. The record is from RefSeq and is a predicted model, not a curated record. The annotation marks the transcript as partial.
GUUGUCAGGAUGCAGCUUCGAUGGUUGCUAGGGGCGUGUCUGUGGUUGCUAUGCAUCGAAGAGGUUCGGACAACAACCUUCAAGAUCGCCUUGGUCGGUCCGUGGUCAUGUGACCCGUUGUUUUCCCGGGCGAUGCCGACAGCAGCGGUCACGCUGGCAUUGUCCAGGUUACGGACUGACACCAGUAUGAGCAGAGGGUACUGGUAUGAUGUCAAAGUGCUGGACGAGGACUGCUCUGCCUCCAAAGCUCUGACCAACUUUGGGGACUUUGAAGGUUAUGGCUAUGCCUACAUUGGACCCUUUAAUCCCGCCCUCUGUCACUCUGCCUCCCUAAUGACUGAGCAUUGGGAGGCUGGACUCUCCUCUCCUGGUUGUCUAGAUGCUGACUGGCCAAACCUGCCGCCACUGACUCCUCCCACCAGAGUCCUGUUCACCGUGCUCAGAUUUUUUGGCUGGGCGCAUGUCAGCAUCAUCACAG